Apodemus sylvaticus (European woodmouse) is the source of this 6003-nucleotide messenger RNA. It is a transcript of the gene Cpeb3, whose product is annotated as cytoplasmic polyadenylation element binding protein 3. Bases 262 to 2415 code for a protein of 717 amino acids. Lineage: Eukaryota; Metazoa; Chordata; Mammalia; Rodentia; Muridae. Gene Ontology annotation, biological process: negative regulation of cytoplasmic translation. The transcript is spliced from 10 exons. The record is from RefSeq and is a predicted model, not a curated record. Gene Ontology annotation, molecular function: ribosome binding; mRNA 3'-UTR binding; translation factor activity, RNA binding. Gene Ontology annotation, cellular component: cytoplasm; neuron projection; synapse.
GCCUGGGAGAUGUAGUCUUCGGACCGUCCCCGCUAGAGGCUGCACAGCCCGCCGGGACCCCCGCCGCCGUGCCCGCCGCCGCUGGGCCGGCGCCCUCCCGUUUCCUUCCUCCAGGGGGAAAAAAAUGUCCUUCGGGCCGCUGUCCGGGAAGCGGCAGCAUGUGGCGCUCCGCUGUCAGUAGCAACAAGGUCAGCGCCCCUUCUCCGCGUCUUGCCCCCUCAGCUCUCGCGCUCAGGUGGGACAGAGCCAGCUGCGCAAACCAUGCAGGAUGAUUUACUGAUGGACAAAAGCAAAACCCAGCCCCAGUCUCAGCAGCAGCAGCAGCAGCAGCAGCGGCAGCAGCAGCAGCAGCAGCAGCAGCAGCAGCAACAGCUCCAGCCUGAGCCCGGCGCAGCUGAAGCCCCGUCCACGCCCCUCUCCUCCGAGACCCCCAAGCCCGAGGACAGUAGCGCAGUGCCGGCCCUCAGCCCCGCCUCGGCUCCGCCAGCCCCCAACGGUCCGGACAAGAUGCAGAUGGAGUCACCGCUCCUGCCGGGCUUGAGUUUCCAUCAGCCCCCUCAGCAGCCGCCGCCGCCGCCGCAGGAGCCCGCGGCGCCCGGAGCGUCGCUGUCGCCGUCCUUCGGUAGCACCUGGUCCACGGGCACUACGAACGCGGUGGAGGACAGCUUCUUCCAGGGGAUCACCCCAGUCAACGGGACCAUGCUCUUCCAAAACUUCCCGCACCACGUCAACCCGGUCUUCGGAGGCACCUUCUCGCCGCAGAUCGGCCUGGCGCAGACCCAGCACCAUCAGCAGCCACCGCCGCCCGCGCCGCAGCCGCCGCAGCCCGCGCAGCCCCCGCAGGCGCAGCCCUCGCAGCAACGCCGCUCGCCCGCCAGCCCCAGCCAGGCGCCCUAUGCGCAGAGGAGCGCCGCCGCCUAUGGCCACCAGCCCAUCAUGACCAGCAAGCCGUCCUCAUCCUCGGCCGUCGCGGCUGCUGCGGCCGCGGCCGCUGCCUCUUCGGCCUCGUCCAGCUGGAACACGCACCAAAGCGUGAACGCCGCCUGGAGCGCUCCGUCUAACCCGUGGGGUGGCCUGCAGGCUGGCCGAGAUCCUCGCCGCGCGGUCGGCGUGGGCGUGGGUGUAGGUGUGGGGGUGCCCUCCCCGCUUAACCCCAUCUCGCCGCUCAAAAAGCCCUUCUCCAGCAAUGUGAUCGCUCCACCCAAGUUCCCUCGUGCAGCCCCGCUCACCUCCAAGUCUUGGAUGGAGGAUAACGCUUUCCGGACCGAUAAUGGUAACAAUCUGUUGCCUUUUCAGGACCGGAGUAGGCCCUAUGACACUUUUAACUUGCACUCCUUGGAGAACUCCUUAAUGGAUAUGAUAAGGACUGACCAUGAGCCUCUGAAAGGUAAACACUACCCUCCCAGUGGCCCACCAAUGAGUUUCGCUGAUAUAAUGUGGAGGAAUCAUUUUGCAGGACGCAUGGGAAUAAAUUUCCACCAUCCAGGAACUGAUAACAUUAUGGCACUUAACAGUCGGUCUUCUCUCUUUCCCUUUGAAGACGCCUUCUUGGAUGACAGCCAUGGUGAUCAAGCCUUAUCAUCUGGCUUAAGUUCUCCCACUCGAUGUCAAAAUGGGGAACGAGUGGAACGCUACUCUAGAAAGGUGUUUGUUGGAGGCCUUCCUCCUGACAUCGAUGAAGAUGAGAUCACUGCCAGCUUUCGCAGGUUUGGACCUCUUGUCGUGGACUGGCCUCAUAAAGCUGAGAGCAAGUCAUACUUCCCCCCGAAAGGCUAUGCUUUCCUGCUGUUCCAGGAGGAGAGCUCGGUGCAAGCUUUGAUAGACGCCUGCCUAGAGGAAGAUGGGAAACUGUACCUGUGUGUGUCCAGCCCCACCAUCAAGGAUAAGCCGGUGCAAAUCCGACCGUGGAACCUAAGUGACAGUGACUUUGUAAUGGAUGGCUCUCAGCCUUUGGACCCCAGAAAAACUAUCUUUGUUGGGGGAGUUCCACGGCCCCUUCGAGCUGUUGAACUGGCAAUGAUAAUGGACCGUUUGUACGGUGGUGUUUGCUAUGCUGGCAUUGACACGGACCCAGAGCUGAAGUACCCGAAAGGUGCUGGGCGUGUUGCGUUCUCCAAUCAGCAGAGCUACAUUGCAGCCAUCAGUGCGCGCUUUGUGCAGCUUCAGCACAACGACAUUGACAAACGGGUGGAGGUGAAGCCGUACGUGCUGGAUGACCAGAUGUGUGACGAGUGCCAGGGCACUCGCUGCGGUGGGAAGUUUGCCCCGUUCUUCUGUGCCAACGUCACCUGCCUGCAGUACUACUGUGAAUACUGCUGGGCCAGCAUCCACUCCCGAGCUGGCCGUGAGUUCCACAAACCGCUGGUGAAGGAGGGAGGCGACCGCCCCCGGCACGUCCCAUUCCGCUGGAGCUGAGCCCCGGGCCGACACAGCUACAAGUACUGGAGUAGAUCACAAGGAGGAAGAGAGGGCACUGCCUCAGGGCUCAUGGUGUUCUGGAAAUCUGUGCAUUCGUUCUCGAUUUUUAAAGAAGAAAUGGGUCUUUUUAUUAUUAUUAUUAUCAUUUACAGUCAUAUUACUGAACUCAGCGUCCAGUAUAAUGCAGAAUCGCAGAGUGUAUCGGUACCAUUUGCACUUCUGACUCCCACCUUGUCUGCUCGGUACCUUGAUUUCUUACACCUGACCUGUCCCUCCACAGUGUGUAGACCGCCAUCUCAUCCGCAGCCGUCGGGUUGACGUCUGUGACUCUGUGUUUGAUGUUGUGUUGUCGUUGCUCAGAUUGGUCUUGAACUGGAGCACGUGCUUAUUUUUAGAGACUUAGAGAGUCACCCCUAGGACAAGACUUACCACAGGCCACACGUGCACGUGGAGGCCGAUGUAGCAAACACUUUACAAUCAGCAAUCAGUAGUGGGGGCGAGUAGAGUAAGGGUAGCCCUUAAUGAACGAAGCCUGUAGUCGCUCUGUACUUUGGCGUGGACGGAUACCUCACAAGCUGGGUCUUUCAGUUUCCUUCAUGUUUGAUUUUUGUUUUGCUGAGGAUUUGGGUUAGAUCUUUUAGUGUUAUGUAAAUUUAUGCUGCAAUAGCUUUUGCUGCUAUUAAAAUGGUAUUGUUGAUACCAUAAUACUCUAUUCAGGAUAGGGUAUCAAUUAAAAACAAAAACAAGAACCCAACAACACACUUUUGUGGUUUAGGGAUAGAGCCAGCUGCCGGAGGGCAAUCAUAAGAGAGCAGAGAGCCACGGGAGGCCGCCGUCCUGACUGCAUGCUUACUUAACGCGGUUGCUGCAUGCAAUAAAGUUUAUAUCCAAUGUCUAGUAUAAAACCUUCCCACAAUGCACAAAUUAAGAAUCUAUAUAAGCUAUAAAAUACUCAUUUUCUAAAAAGGAUUUCUUUUUCAUUCAAAGAAUUGGUAAUCUGUGGGAGGAAGGCAUACCUCAGAGGGUGGAAUGCUUGUGGACAGGAAGAGCCCAUAACAGGACGACCUUUAUUACGACCAAUAGAGACCCUAGUGUAGGAUGGUCUUCCAGCAACCCCGUGGGUGGGAGAUGGUGUACUGCGGUGCUCUGUUACAUAUUGUGCAAUUUAUUUUAUAUAGUGAAGUGAUUAUGUCUAACUGUGAUCAAACGUAACUGUUUGAAGCCUCUGUGUCAGACAUUGAUGAGCCUGACGGUUCGUACCUGGUGAACGAACACAUGGGCUCUGAGCCAUGGCCUCCCAGUGCUUGCACCACUCCACAUAGCCUCAGUCCUGUCCAGAAAGCCAAAGAGCUCAUCUUAGCUUACAGACACUAAGAACACAGCAUCUAGAAUGAGUCAGCAGACUGAUACGGAGGCUCAGAGCUAAGGAGGCCACGGGAGGUGAUGCUAAAGGAUGUCUGCACCAACUCUGGGCAGACGGGGCCUUCUGCGAGACAGUGACUGCUUAGUUCCCUGGAUGUAUCCUGUGUAGCUUGAAUAGAGUGAAGCCCUGCUUGUGCUAGCUUGUGCUAGCCUGUGCUAGCCUGUGCUAGCCUGUGCUAGCCUGUGCUAGCCUGGGCCUUCUGUUAGAAUUCACUUCUGGGCUUCAGAAAGUAAUGGAGACACACAUGGUGAUUGCAAGACUCUGUAAUGCUUUUUAAACCUUUCUUCCUUUGUUUUGGAUUCUGGGGACAAUCUGACUGGGUGUGGCACUGCAGAGUAGACAGAAGUCAAUGUGUCUUUUGUGCUGUGACGUCCUUGUUCUGUCUUGAAGUUAGUGUUGCAGUGGUUUCUGUUAUAGUUUGUUCCUUUUUUCUCUCCAGUGUUUAGUUGUGAAUACUGGCUCUCCAGCUACAGUUUGUUUUUGGGGAAAAAAAAAGGAGAAACAAAAUAGUUUUUUACUGAAUUAAAAGAUGCCUAUUAGAACUCUUCCCCCUUCCGGUUUUCUCUGGGCCUUUUGGUAAUAACCGCUCUUCUGCAGCCCACAUGUGCUUUGCUUUGCUUUGGUUCCUUUUUCUAUGUUUGUGUUUUGCCUUUUCUUUUCAUCUGUAUGGGAACUUUUGUUACGCACUACUACUUUUUAUAUUCUAGAACGUUUUCAAAAGUUGGCUGAUGAUUUUCGCUUGUUUGUUUUUAAGGAAAAAGGCAUGCUUUCUGACUGACAUGAUCUUUUGCAAUACCUCAAUUUUGAAAUAUAGGAAAGAAAAUGAUAUUUUCUAAGUAAGUUUAUUCAGAAAAUAUAUAUUAAUUUAAUUCUGCAAGAAAAUGAUUUAACAGAUGGGUAACUUUAUUUUUUUCAUGCUUAUUUGUGUUUUUUGAAAAUGAAGAAGUCAGAGCUUUAUAACUAUAAUAUUAAAGAUCAUAUCUAACCUACAGAAAUCUACCUAAUUAUGUGAAACAUGCAAAUGUUUGGAAGAAGCACCCCUCUUUCAUGUACUAAAAUAACCCUGAGCUCUAGAGGAGCCGGAAGACUGUGCAGCGUGAGCUAACGCAAAGGCCACAGUGUCACAGAGACCAGGUUGUCAGAGAGACUCCACUUGGUGCUGAGGGCUGUGACUUGGGUGACAGAAACUGCUUUCCCUUAAUUUGUAUAUUUAUAAUCAAGUGUUGAUUGUGUGACUGACCAGGAUUGUGAAAGAGUUCUUCUGUUUGUAUUUUUUUAAAGAAAACUUUUUUAGUUUAUUAAAUUAUAACAUGUUCCCUUUUGUUUUGUAAAUAAGUGUGCCCCCCCUCCCCAAGUUCUUAAUGUUAUAUUAAAAGAGAGGGUCCUUCAAAAAAUUAUUUUUUAAAAAAAACAGAGGUAUUCUGCCCUGCAACUUGACUGGGAAGCCCCUGGGUAACACAGGUCCGCUGUGGCCUUUCCUGACGGGACACUUGAGCUGGUGGGUUUUUGAAGGCUGUAACAAACCUCGACUCUUUGUUGUUACGUGCAAUACUGUUUGUACUGUUUGUAUAAAAAAUAGAAAAAAAAAGAAAAGAAAAAAGGCAUAAAUCUUUAUUGCAGAUUUAUUUUCAUUGCAGACUUUAGACAUUGUGGCUCACAGAGGUCAUUUUCUACUGUCAGAUACGUACCUUUCCUCAUGCUGGUAUUUUUUCAAUAGUAACGUAGCCUUUGUACUGAGACAAAUUUUCAUUGUUAUUUUUAGAAAGAUUUUUUGCUAAGAAAAAAAUUAAACAUAUUUACAUAUUUUUCAUUUUAUUUCGUAUUUUCUUUAAGGAGUGCUUUCUCAAUCAUUACUAGAGUUGUUUCUGGGAGGGACUUUCAUAUCUGGUCAACGUCAUAAUAUUAUUUUGUAUUUUUACUUGGAAUAAAUUAAUUUUAUGAUGCUAAUUCUUUAAAGGUUUAUUUUUUUCAUUUUCAGUUAUUUUUGAAGCUAAAACCUUUGUAAUAUUGUUACUAAAGUGUCUAGUUUUUUGAAAUGCAAAGCUUUAUGUAUUAACUUGCCGAUGUGGUUUACAAUACGACAAGGGUGGAAAUGGUUGGUUCUGUAAAGUGACAAGGACUGUAACGGACAAUUGGAUAAUAAAACAAUGGAAUGAGCAGAA